This is a messenger RNA of Cladophialophora immunda, 4989 nucleotides long. RefSeq lists its product as uncharacterized. The record is from RefSeq and is a predicted model, not a curated record. Gene Ontology annotation, cellular component: membrane. Gene Ontology annotation, biological process: transmembrane transport. Gene Ontology annotation, molecular function: ATP hydrolysis activity; ATP binding; ABC-type transporter activity. The transcript has 2 exons. The coding region runs from base 212 to 4705 and encodes 1497 amino acids. Lineage: Eukaryota; Fungi; Ascomycota; Eurotiomycetes; Chaetothyriales; Herpotrichiellaceae.
UAUCAUAUCUGCGACCUGUCUCGCUGGUCGUGUUCUAGGACGGCUGUAGCACCUAUUUUCCUUUCGUUGUUGUAUUGAAUCGGGCCUAGCAAGCUUCGCCCAACACAUCCCCGGUUGAUGUGGGGGAAGGGGCGAACAUAGCCGAACGAAGAAAAAAAGCUUUUGGAAUUUAUCCGAGGACUUGGGAAGAAAGGCCCAAGCUCGCGAAACCAUGGUCGACGCCCUUUCCAAAGAACUAGGCCUGGACCACCCGGCACAACAACAUGGUGCUGGCACGAAUCAGCAUCUUCAAGAACAGGCCCAUCAAUACGGUGAAAAGGAGCAUGACACGAUACGAGACAGAGAGGCGUUUGCCAGUGAAAAGCACUAUGAAAGACCUCGGAUAUCAACCGACUCUUACGGUCUGCAACGCACAGCCUCUGGUGUCAACGUUGAACAGGCGGAGAAGGACUUUGCGGAACUGAGCAGAGAACUGAGUGCCAUCAGCCGUCGAAUCUCCCGGACGCACUCGAAGGCCUCCAACGCCCGGGCGAGGGAUGUGGAGAAGGCGAUCAGCUCGUCUGAUGAGACUUCAGAAGACACCUUUGACUUGGAAUCCACGCUGCGCGGCGCGAGGGAGGCGGACAAUGCUGCAGGCAUCAAGCCCAAGUAUAUCGGCGUGAUCUGGGACCACCUCACCGUCCGCGGUAUUGGUGGUAUCAAGAACUUUGUCAAGGUCUUCCCCGAUGCCUUCGUCGACUUUUUCAACGUGCCGGGGACGAUUAUGAGCAUCCUCGGAAUGGGCAAAAAGGGUCGCGAGUUCAACAUCUUGCACAGCUUCCGGGGCGUUGCAAAACCGGGCGAAAUGGUGCUUGUUCUGGGCCGACCUGGAAGCGGCUGUACCACCUUCCUGAAAGUACUGGCCAACCAACGAUAUGGUUAUACGGGCAUAGAUGGAGAGGUUCUUUACGGCCCCUUUGACGCUGCGACUUUCGAGAAGCUCUACCGUGGCGAGGCAGUCUACAACCAGGAGGACGAUGUACAUCAUCCCACGCUGACAGUGGGCCAAACGCUCGGAUUUGCACUUGACACGAAAACGCCCGGCAAACGCCCCCAAGGCCUGAGCAAAGCCGAGUUCAAGGACAGGGUGAUCCGACUAUUACUGAAAAUGUUCAAUAUCGAGCACACAAUCAACACCAUCGUCGGCAACCCCUUCAUGCGCGGCGUUUCUGGCGGAGAAAGAAAGAGAGUGUCGAUCGCUGAGAUGAUGGUGACUCGAGCCACCGUCUGUUGUUGGGAUAACAGCACCCGCGGUCUUGAUGCGUCGACUGCCCUCGAUUACGCCAAAUCCUUGCGAAUCAUGACCAACAUCUACAAAACAACGACUUUCGUUUCGCUUUAUCAGGCAUCUGAGAACAUCUACAGUCAGUUCGACAAGGUCAUCGUGAUCGAUCAAGGAAGACAAGUCUUCUUCGGUCCUGCGAAGGAAGCGAGGGCGUAUUUUGAAGGGUUGGGUUUCCUGGAGAAGCCUCGUCAGACAACGCCCGACUACCUGACUGGAUGUACCGACGAGUUUGAGCGAGAAUAUAAGCCAGGCAGAUCUCCUGAAAACGCGCCGUCGACACCCGACUCCUUUGUGGAUGCUUUCAACAAAUCCACCUUUGCUGAGAAGCUCGAGAAAGAAAUGGCCGACUAUCGAGAAUCGAUCAAAGAAGAAAAGCAGAUCUACGAUGAUUUCGUGGCGGCACACCGCGAGGCCAAGCGCAAACACACCCCCAAAAACUCGGUAUACUCGGUUCCGUUCCACUUGCAGAUCUGGGCCUUGAUGCAACGACAAUUCCUGAUCAAAUGGCAAGACAAGUUUUCUCUGGCGGUUUCGUGGAUCACGUCCCUUACCAUUGCGAUUGUCGUCGGUACUGUCUGGUUGAAUCAGCCCAAAACUUCUGCGGGAGCGUUUACUCGGGGCGGUGUCCUCUUCAUUGCUCUGCUCUUCAAUGCAUUCCAGGCGUUUUCGGAACUUGCGUCUACUAUGCUCGGACGGCCGAUUGUGAACAAGCAUCGGGCGUACACGUUCCACCGACCCGGCGCUUUGUGGCUUGCACAAAUUCUCGUUGAUCUGGCAUUUGCGUCCGUCCAGAUCUUCGUCUUCAGCGUCAUUGUGUACUUCAUGACGGGGCUAGUGCGGACUCCAGGCGCGUUCUUUACGUUCGUGCUCAUCAUUAUCACGGGAUAUCUUUCGAUGACAUUGUUCUUUCGAACAAUUGGUUGUCUAUGUCCGGAUUUCGACUACGCCAUCAAGUUCGCUGCGGUCAUCAUCACCUUGUUCGUCAUCACUUCUGGCUAUAUCAUCCAGUAUCAAAGCCAGCAAGUGUGGUUAAGGUGGAUAUUUUACAUCAAUGCCCUCGGUCUCGGGUUCGCAGCGAUGAUGAUGAACGAGUUCAUGCGACUGACAAUGCGCUGUACCGAUGAGUCCCUAAUACCUUCCGGGCCUGGAUACAAUAAUAUUGACCACCAAGUCUGCACCCUCCCGGGUUCUCAAGCUGGAUCGAUCGAGGUAUCGGGCACCGCCUAUGUUAAAAAGGGCUUUUCGUAUGACCCAUCGGAUCUCUGGCGCAACUUUGGCAUCAUUGUCGUGCUGAUUGCGUUCUUCCUCUUCACCAACGUUAUGCUCGGAGAGUCUAUCAAAUAUGGCGCAGGCGGCCGCACGGUCACGUACUUCACCAAGGAAAACAAAGAAAGAAAAGCCCUGAAUGAGAAACUGCAGGAACGCAAACGACGGCGACAAACAAAACAAGAUGCCGAGGACAGCUCGGAGCUCAACAUCACGUCAAAGGCGGUGUUGACAUGGGAGAAUCUCACCUACGACGUUCCCACUCCCGCCGGGCAACUGCGGCUGCUGAAGGAUGUCUUCGGAUACGUACGUCCAGGACAACUAACGGCUUUGAUGGGCGCUAGCGGCGCCGGAAAGACGACGUUACUUGAUGUUCUUGCUUCUCGAAAGAAUAUUGGCGUGAUUGGCGGAGAUAUCCUGGUUGAUGGUCAAAAGCCAGGCAUUGGGUUUCAGAGAGGUACCUCAUACGCCGAGCAGCUCGAUGUCCACGAGUCGACCCAAACGGUCCGGGAAGCUCUACGAUUCAGCGCCGAUCUUCGCCAGCCAUACGAAGUGCCCAGGGAACAGAAGUACGCCUACGUGGAGGAGGUUCUUUGCCUGCUCGAACUCGAGAACCUUGCGGAUGCGAUCAUCGGCAGCCCUGAAAGCGGUCUUUCAGUUGAGGAGCGAAAGAGAGUGACCAUCGGAGUUGAACUCGCCGCGAAGCCUCAGUUGUUGCUCUUCCUCGACGAACCCACUUCCGGUCUCGAUUCACAAUCUGCAUUCAACAUUGUCCGCUUCCUCCGCAAGCUGUCUGCCGCGGGGCAGGCAAUUCUCUGCACCAUCCAUCAACCCAACAGCGCGUUGUUUGAGAACUUCGACCGGCUUCUUCUGCUACAAAAGGGUGGAGAGACCGUCUACUUUGGAGACAUCGGCAAAGACGCACACGUUCUUUUGGGUUAUUUCCACAAAUACGGCGCCGACUGCCCUCCUGAUGCAAACCCGGCGGAAUGGAUGCUGGACGCCAUCGGAGCAGGCAUUGCACCUCGCAUCGGCGAGAAGGACUGGGGCGAUAUUUGGCGCGAAAGUGACGAGCUCGCGACGGUCAAGGCCGAGAUCGUCGACAUGAAAGCCCAACGCCAACGCCAAGUCGCCAAUGAACCGAAGUUGGAUGAGAGAGAAUACGCCUCCCCGCUGUGGCAUCAAAUCAAAGUCGUGUCCAAGCGGACACAUUUGGCAUUCUGGCGCUCGCCGAACUAUGGUUUCACCAGGCUGUUCAACCACGUGGCCAUCGCGCUGCUCUCGGGGUUGGCAUUCUUGCAGCUCGACGACAGUCGGUCCAGCUUGCAGUACCGGGUCUUCGUCAUCUUUCAGGUCACCAUCAUCCCGGCCCUGAUAUUGGCGCAGGUGGAACCCAUGUACGACCUGUCCCGACUCAUCUUCUACCGCGAAUCCGCGGCGAAGGCGUACAGCCAAUUCCCGUUCGCGUUUGCCAUGGUCUGCGCCGAGAUGCCAUACAGCCUUCUCUGUACCGUCGGGUUCUUCAUCCCGAUCUACUACUUGCCCGGAUUCAACAACGACAGUUCGAGGGCGGGAUAUCAGUUCUUCAUGGUGCUCAUCACCGAGUUGUUCUCCGUGACCAUGGGCCAGAUGAUCGCCGCCAUCACGCCGUCAAGCUUCAUCUCCAGCCUGAUCAACCCGUUCAUCGUCAUCACCUUUGCACUGUUCUGCGGCGUCACGAUCCCCAAGCCACAGAUCCCCGGAUUUUGGCGUGCCUGGCUAUACCAACUCGACCCCUUCACGCGUUUGGUGUCGGGGAUGGUGACCACGGAACUCCACGGGCAGGCCGUGGUCUGCAAGUCCUCGGAGCUCAACCCGUUCCCUUCACCCGCCGGGGAGGACUGUGGAGAGUACAUGCGCAACUUCUUCGAACGCGGAGGGGCAGGCUACAUUGUCAACAAUGUCAGCGACGUGUGUCAGUAUUGUGCCUACAAGAUUGGCGAUCAGUUCUACGAGCCCCUGCAGCUGAGUUUCAACCACCGCUGGAGGGAUCUCGGCAUCUUUGCGGCCUUUAUUGCGAGCAACCUGAUCUUGCUGUUCCUGGGGUCGAGGUAUCUGAAUUUCAACAGACGAUAGAGUCCGCCGUGUGGAUGGGAAGGUGGGAAUAUGGAGUGUGCUAGACAGGAAAGGAUAAUCCUCUGCGGGCAUGAAAAAGGGGGACGAGGUAGCUCGCCGCUGUAUGUAGUAUGUAGUUGUGAAAUAAGGCCACGAGAGGACAGUGUACCCAUGAGCACCAUUGAGCGUUGAUUUUGGAGGAUAGAAAAAAGAGAGGCCAACGAAUACAAAACCAGAUAGAACUCCGCCUCAUUUAUCAUUGUAAUGCUUUGUAAAUCCCAAUUGCUCAUGCUGUUGUAACCCGA